AUGAUUAAACAAGUUGUAAAGAAGGAUGGGAAAGCUUCCUCUAUUAAUUCUGAAGUGAAUGAUGUGGUGAAUAAUGUGAGUGGCAACAUUGAUGGUGUUGUUAAUGAUUUUUCCAGUGCUGAUGAGGGUUUUAUCCCUAAGAAUAAUGAAGUUCAUGAUGGGUCUACUCAUGUCAAUGAAGGUUUUACUAAAGAUUUUGGUCUUAGUAAAAGGUAUGAUAAUAAGUCAAAGAAAAAGGUGGAAAAUAGAAAGGUUAUGCUUAAGGCUAAAAGGAAUCCUCCCAAUAAGAUCCUUACUUCUACGAGAAUGGCUCUUGAAAAAAAACAUUAUAUUGAAGAAUGGAAUUAUAAUGAAACUAUAGAGCUUCUUAGUGAUUCUCAGUUGCUAAAGACAAUGUUGAAUGUUGGAUCUGGUUAUCAUAAGUUAAUAAAGGAAAUUAUGGUUAAGAAUAAUGGUAUUCCUCAUGGGUUGUUGAAUUUCAGUUACAAGUUUUUUGUUGGAAAAGAAGUCUUAGACAUUUGUCCUCCCAACGUUCUUGUUAUUGAUGAAUAA
Molecule: messenger RNA, 552 nt
Organism: Vicia faba (fava bean)
Lineage: Eukaryota; Viridiplantae; Streptophyta; Magnoliopsida; Fabales; Fabaceae
Source: the annotation of a GenBank genome assembly